Acomys russatus (golden spiny mouse) is the source of this 1464-nucleotide messenger RNA. RefSeq names its product leukocyte receptor cluster member 9 (gene Leng9). NCBI's taxonomy places the organism in Eukaryota, Metazoa, Chordata, Mammalia, Rodentia, Muridae. Bases 1 to 1464 code for a protein of 487 amino acids. The transcript is spliced from 2 exons. The record is from RefSeq and is a predicted model, not a curated record. Gene Ontology annotation, molecular function: metal ion binding.
AUGGAGGCCCCGGCCGAUUCCUCUGAGGCCCCGGCGAUCUGCCGCUUCUUCCUAGAGGGCCGCUGUCGUUUCGGAGCGCGCUGCCGUCAUCCACAUCCUGGGGCCACUGGGCCGUCGCCCGAGGUUUCGCAGCCCGAGGCCGGCUCCAAGAAGCCGGCUCUGCGCACUGCCGCCGACGUCAUCCAGCGCAUCCGCUGGGACCCGCGCUUGGACCCCGCUGACUUUUCGGUGGGCUACACCGACCGCUUCUUGGGCGUGCAGGAAGAGCCUUUCUGCGCCUUCUGCUGGGACGAGCCGCUGGCAGCGCUCGGACCUGGCGUGUUAGCAGUUCCGCAGCACCGCAUACGCUACUUCCGCUUCCGCGGACGCCUGGUGUGGGACCGAGCCUCGCGCACUGACCUUAUUUUUGGCUCGGGCUCUGCGGCUGGACGGGGACCCACCAUCCUCGAUGCGCUGGACGGCAGGGACGAGCACUGGCCAGAGGUCGAGCUAGGUAUUUCUGACACAGAGAAGACAGGGGAGGCUUCCAAGAGUCAGGACACUCAGAAUGCCCCAGUGGAAGGGGGUGGAAAUCCGACCAGAACUGAGCUUGAUUCUGGCCUGGAGACAUUAGGAGAGGGUGGGGCAAAUAAAGAGACCAGAACCAGGCUUGAUUUGGGCCUGGAGACACACAAAGUGGAUGGAGCAACCAGAGAGACCAUCCUGAAUGGGACAACUAAGUUAGAAACACCAGACCCAACCGUGUGCAUCUCAGGAGUAAAGGAGAUCACGAACUCAGUAGAGGUGCCCAGAGUCACACUGCUUCCACGGUGGCAGGCACAGGACAUGGAAACUUUAGGGCUUUCUGCUGAAGAGAUGGAAAGUGAGUGGGGUCCAGGUGCUUGGCCUGAUGACAGAAUGGCCCCUCGCCAGCUCCGUCCUACACAUUUCGUGGCACUCAUGGUGACAGAGCCUGGGCUCAGGGCUGAAGUGGUCAAGGCCCAAGAGCAUCUGGUCCAGAUAGCCCCUCCCUGUGCUGCAUUCCUGGUACCAGCACAGGCCCUGCACCUGACAAUGGUCCUGCUAAGGCUCAUAGGCCCUGGGGAGGAGGCUGCAGCAGCUAGGGCUCUGCGGAAGGCCCUCCUGACACCAGGGCUUCAGGCACCCUCCCAGCUACAGUUUGGGGACUUGGUUCUUCUGGGCCAACAUGUACUCUGUGCCAUACCCUCCCCAACACUGGCAGGCAUGGCCCAAACUCUGCAUCAGAGGCUAGAGGCUGAAGGGCUCAGAGUGCUGAGGCCGCCAGGGGCGCUACAGCCUCACCUCACCCUGGCUAAGGUGCCACACGGAUCUCAGGUUUGCAUCCCUAAGCCAGGGUUUGUCCUGAACCAGGAGUUGAGGCAGCCCCUAGGGACACUCUGGCUGUGCCAUAUGGGCAGGGCAGGACAUAGCUACCUGCCCCUGGCUGAGAUUGCCCUCAAAUGA